AUCGUCAAGCAUGUUCCACGUCAUGAAACAUGGACAUUACAGUUCUCGCUUUGGCAGCAAGCCUGGAUUGCAGUGCAUUGGCAUGCAUGAAAACGGCAUCAUCUUUAACAAUAACCCGACUCUCUGGAAAGAGAUCCGUCCAUUUUUCACAAAGGCCCUUUCUGGACCGGGUCUUGUACGGAUGAUAGCCAUCUGCGUUGAAUCAGCAGUUGUACACCUUGACCAGUUGGAGAAAGAGACCACCGAGUUGGAACAUGUCAACACCCUGAAUCUUAUGAGACGCGUCAUGCUUGACACUUCAAACAAGCUUUUUCUUGGCAUCCCUCUUGAUGAACAUGCCAUUGUGCUGAAAAUCCAGAACUACUUUGACGCCUGGCAAGCUCUUCUCCUGAAACCUGACAUUUUCUUUAAGUUCUCCUGGUUCUACAAGAAGUACGAGAAGUCUGC
Molecule: messenger RNA, 447 nt
Organism: Protobothrops mucrosquamatus (brown spotted pit viper)
Lineage: Eukaryota; Metazoa; Chordata; Lepidosauria; Squamata; Viperidae
Product: aromatase-like
Exons: 3
Molecular function (GO): oxidoreductase activity, acting on paired donors, with incorporation or reduction of molecular oxygen; iron ion binding; monooxygenase activity
Source: RefSeq, a predicted model, not a curated record